Equus quagga is the source of this 3308-nucleotide messenger RNA. It is a transcript of the gene VLDLR, whose product is annotated as very low density lipoprotein receptor. Lineage: Eukaryota; Metazoa; Chordata; Mammalia; Perissodactyla; Equidae. The transcript is spliced from 18 exons. The coding region runs from base 153 to 2690 and encodes 845 amino acids. Gene Ontology annotation, molecular function: protein binding; calcium ion binding. The record is from RefSeq and is a predicted model, not a curated record.
CUUUCCCCCCUUCUAACUCCUUCCCCUCCUCCUUCCCCUCCCCCCUCCUCCCUCCCUGCCCCCACCUCCUUCCUCCUUUCCGAAGGGCUGGUAACUUGUUGUGCGGAGCGAGCGGCGGCGGCGGCGGCGGCGGCACCAUCCAGGCGGGCACCAUGGGCACGUCCGCGCGCUGGGCGCUCUGGCUGCUGCUCGCGCUGUGCUGGGCGCCCCGGGAAAUCGGCGCCACCGGAGCAGGAAGAAAAGCCAAAUGUGAACCCUCCCAAUUCCAGUGCACAAACGGCCGUUGUAUUACACUCUUGUGGAAGUGUGAUGGGGACGAAGACUGUGCUGACGGCAGUGACGAAAAGAACUGUGUGAAGAAGACGUGUGCUGAGUCUGACUUCGUGUGCAACAAUGGCCAGUGUGUGCCCAACCGAUGGCAGUGUGAUGGGGAUCCUGACUGUGAGGAUGGUUCUGAUGAAAGCCCAGAACAGUGCCAUAUGAGAACAUGCCGCAUAAAUGAAAUCAGCUGUGGCGCCCGUUCUACUCAGUGUAUCCCAGUGUCCUGGAGAUGUGAUGGUGAAAAUGAUUGUGACAGUGGAGAAGAUGAAGAAAACUGUGGUAACAUAACGUGUAGCCCUGAUGAGUUCACUUGCUCCAGUGGCCGCUGCAUCUCCAGGAAUUUUGUAUGCAAUGGUCAGGAUGACUGUAACGACGGCAGCGAUGAGCUGGACUGUGCUCCGCCCACCUGCGGCGCCCACGAGUUCCAGUGCAGCACCUCCUCCUGCAUCCCCAACAGCUGGGUAUGCGACGAUGAUGCAGACUGCUCGGACCAAUCAGAUGAGUCCCUAGAGCAGUGUGGCCGCCAGCCAGUGAUACACACCAAGUGCCCGGCCAGCGAGAUCCAGUGUGGCUCCGGCGAGUGCAUCCACAAGAAGUGGCGAUGUGAUGGGGAUCCUGACUGCAAAGAUGGCAGCGAUGAAGUCAACUGUCCUUCUCGAACCUGCAGACCUGACCAAUUUGAGUGUGAGGAUGGUAGCUGCAUCCAUGGCAGCAGGCAGUGUAACGGGAUCCGAGACUGUGUCGACGGCUCUGAUGAAGUCAACUGCAAAAACGUCAAUCAGUGCCUGGGCCCUGGAAAAUUCAAGUGCAGAAGCGGGGAGUGCAUAGACAUCAGUAAAGUAUGUAACCAGGAGCAGGACUGCAGGGACUGGAGUGAUGAGCCCCUGAAAGAAUGCAAUGUGAAUGAAUGCUUGGUUAAUAAUGGUGGAUGUUCCCAUAUCUGCAAAGACCUAGUGAUAGGCUACGAAUGUGACUGUGCAGCUGGGUUUGAACUGAUAGAUAGGAAAACCUGUGGAGAUAUUGACGAAUGCCAAAAUCCGGGAAUCUGCAGUCAAAUUUGUAUCAACUUAAAAGGCGGUUACAAGUGUGAAUGUAGUCGUGGCUAUCAAAUGGAUCUUGCCACUGGCGUGUGCAAGGCAGUAGGCAAAGAGCCAAGUCUGAUCUUCACGAAUCGAAGAGAUAUCAGGAAGAUUGGCUUAGAGAGGAAAGAAUAUAUCCAACUAGUUGAACAGCUAAGAAACACCGUGGCUCUCGAUGCUGACAUUGCUGCUCAGAAACUUUUCUGGGCUGAUCUAAGCCAAAAGGCCAUCUUCAGUGCCUCAAUUGAUGACAAGGUUGGUAGACAUGUUAAAAUGAUCGACAAUGUCUAUAAUCCUGCAGCCAUUGCUGUUGAUUGGGUGUACAAGACCAUCUACUGGACUGAUGCGGCUUCUAAGACUAUUUCAGUAGCUACCCUAGACGGAACCAAGAGGAAGUUCCUGUUUAACUCGGACUUGCGAGAGCCCGCCUCCAUAGCUGUGGACCCAUUAUCUGGCUUUGUUUACUGGUCAGACUGGGGUGAACCAGCUAAAAUAGAAAAAGCGGGAAUGAAUGGAUUUGAUAGACGGCCGCUGGUGACAGCGGACAUCCAAUGGCCUAACGGAAUUACACUUGACCUUAUAAAGAGCCGCCUCUAUUGGCUUGACUCUAAGUUGCAUAUGUUAUCCAGUGUGGACUUGAAUGGCCAAGAUCGUCGGAUAGUGCUGAAGUCUCUGGAGUUCCUAGCUCAUCCUCUCGCACUAACAAUAUUUGAGGAUCGUGUCUAUUGGAUAGACGGGGAGAAUGAAGCCGUCUAUGGUGCCAAUAAGUUCACUGGAUCAGAGCUGGCCACUCUAGUUAACAACCUUAACGAUGCCCAAGACAUCAUUGUGUACCAUGAACUUGUACAGCCAGCAGGUAAAAAUUGGUGUGAAGAAGACAUGGAGAAUGGAGGAUGUGAAUACCUAUGCCUGCCAGCACCACAGAUUAAUGAUCACUCUCCAAAAUAUACCUGUUCCUGUCCCAAUGGGUACAAGCUGGAAGAAAAUGGCCAGCAGUGCCAACGGAUCAACGUGACCACAGCAGUGUCGGAGGUCAGCGUUCCCCCAAAAGGGACUUCUGCUGCCUGGGCCAUCCUUCCCCUCUUGCUCUUAGCAAUGGCAGCAGUAGGCGGCUACUUGAUGUGGCGGAAUUGGCAACACAAGAACAUGAAAAGCAUGAACUUCGACAAUCCUGUGUACUUGAAGACCACUGAAGAGGACCUGUCAAUAGACAUUGGUAGACACAGUGCUUCUGUGGGACACACGUACCCAGCAAUAUCAGUUGUAAGCACAGACGAUGAUCUAGCUUGACUUCUGAGACAAGGCUUGACCUUUGAGGUCUAAACCAAUAACACCCCACUUCGGAAUGGUAACCGAGCCAGCAGCUGAAGUCUCUUUCUUCCUCCAGCCUGGAAGAAAUGUCAAGAUAUCUUUGCGUGGAUCAAGCUUGUAUACUUGACUGUUUUUAUAUUACUUUUGUAAAUAUUCCUGUCCACAUUCUACUUCAGCUUUGGAUGUGGUUACCAAGUAUCUGUAACCCUUGAAUUUCUAGACAGUAUUGCCACCUCUGGCCAAAUAUGCACUUUCCCUAGAAAGCCAUAUUCCAGCAACGAAACUUGUGCUGUAGUGUAUACCACCUGUACAUACAUUGUAUAGGCCAUCUGUAAAUAUCCCAGAGAACAAUCACUAUUCUUAAGCACUUUGAAAAUAUUUCUAUGUAAAUUAUUGUAAACUUUUUCAAUGGUUGGGACAAUGGCAAUAGGAUAAAACGGGUUACUAAGAUGAAAUUGCCAAAAAAUUUGUAAACUAAUUUUGUACGUAUGAAUGAAAUCUUUGACCUCAAUGGAGGUUUGCAAAGACUGAGUGUUCAAACUACUGUACAUUUUUUUUCCAAGUGCUAAAAAAAUUAAACCAAGCAGCUUAACCAUG